Cannabis sativa is the source of this 1435-nucleotide messenger RNA. RefSeq names its product cyclin-dependent kinase B2-1. Gene Ontology annotation, molecular function: ATP binding; cyclin-dependent protein serine/threonine kinase activity; cyclin binding. The transcript is spliced from 8 exons. Bases 220 to 1164 code for a protein of 314 amino acids. The record is from RefSeq and is a predicted model, not a curated record. Gene Ontology annotation, cellular component: cytoplasm; nucleus; cyclin-dependent protein kinase holoenzyme complex. NCBI's taxonomy places the organism in Eukaryota, Viridiplantae, Streptophyta, Magnoliopsida, Rosales, Cannabaceae. Gene Ontology annotation, biological process: regulation of gene expression; protein phosphorylation; regulation of G2/M transition of mitotic cell cycle.
UUCGCCCCCUUUAGCAAAGCAACCCAUCCCAUAUUUGAAUUUAAAAUAAAAAAAAUAAAAAAUUCAAAAACGAAAAGUACCGUUGGCCAACGAUCAAAAAUCCCUCCCAAUUUCAUUCAUAUAUAUAAUGCACACACAGAAUUGAAAGACUCUCAACAAUCUCUCUCUCUCUCUCUCUCUCUUGUUUCUAUCGAUCGAUACUGUUCCAAGAAUCUGAAGAUGGCAACACCGGAGGCCACAGUCACUAUGUCGGCCAUGGAUGCUUUCGAGAAGCUGGAGAAGGUUGGAGAAGGAACUUAUGGAAAGGUGUAUAGAGCUCGAGAGAAGGUUACUGGAAAGAUCGUUGCUCUCAAAAAAACCCGUCUCCAUGAGGACGAAGAAGGUGUUCCUCCCACUACUCUCCGUGAGGUCUCCAUCUUGCGAAUGCUCUCCAGGGAUCCUCAUAUCGUCAGGUUAAUGGAUGUGAAACAAGGGUUGAAUAAGGAAGGGAAGACAGUUCUGUAUUUGGUAUUUGAGUAUAUGGAGACUGAUCUCAAGAAAUUCAUUCGUUCAUUUCGUCAAACUACGGAGAAAGUCCCUCUUGAUACCGUCAAAACUCUGAUGUUCCAGCUUUGCAAAGGUGUAGCCUUUUGCCAUGGUCACGGGAUCUUACACAGGGAUCUUAAGCCACACAAUCUACUCAUGGAUCGGAAGACAAUGAUGCUUAAAAUUGCAGAUCUUGGGUUAGCUCGAGCCUUCACUGUUCCACUUAAGAAGUAUACUCACGAGAUAUUGACUCUCUGGUACAGAGCUCCUGAAGUCCUUCUGGGGGCUACUCAUUAUUCAACUGGAGUGGAUAUGUGGUCUGUUGGUUGCAUAUUUGCUGAGCUAGUCACCACACAAGCACUCUUCCCAGGAGAUUCAGAGCUUCAGCAACUCCUACACAUAUUCAAGUUAUUAGGAACUCCCAACGAGGAAAUGUGGCCAGGAGUAAGCAAGUUAAUGAACUGGCAUGAAUAUCCCCAGUGGAGCGCUCAAAGUUUGACCAAGGUUGUUCCUAACUUGGACAACGAUGGAUUGGAUCUGUUGAGGCAAAUGUUGCAGUAUGAACCCUCAAAGCGUAUCUCAGCAAAGAAAGCUAUGGACCACCCUUACUUUGAUGGUCUCAACAAGGAUGCUCUCUAAUAACUAAACAAAACCACAAGAGUGGGAUUGACUUGGAGACGGGGGUUGCUGCUAUAUGCUUUCUGAGGGGUUGCUAUUUGAUUUUGCUUUUCUCAAGCAUUGUUAUAUUUCUAGUUACGUGAUAGUAAUAGUUGGUGGUACUGUACUGGUAAUUGUAACAACUUGAUAAACUUGUGUGUAGUAAGAAGACAAAGUAUUACGCAAAUUUUAUUUCCCUCAAGUUGUGGGACUCAUUUCCAUUUUACUAUAAAAUGAGAUUCUUGCAAGUAAA